Trichomycterus rosablanca is the source of this 4358-nucleotide messenger RNA. It is a transcript of the gene ndst1a, whose product is annotated as N-deacetylase/N-sulfotransferase (heparan glucosaminyl) 1a. The record is from RefSeq and is a predicted model, not a curated record. Lineage: Eukaryota; Metazoa; Chordata; Actinopteri; Siluriformes; Trichomycteridae. Gene Ontology annotation, cellular component: Golgi apparatus. Bases 41 to 2677 code for a protein of 878 amino acids. The transcript is spliced from 15 exons. Gene Ontology annotation, molecular function: heparan sulfate N-sulfotransferase activity; deacetylase activity.
GAAUUGAUUUCUACUGGACAUUUUGGUGGGGGUCAUCCCCAUGAUGCUGGGUGCUGCCCUGGUGCGACGUCUCCUUCGCCAGCUCACUCUGCAGACCAGCUUCCUCCUCCUCUUCCUCUUGUGCACCCUCAGCGUCUUCAUCUCCGCCUACUUUCUGUACAGCGUCAAAAGAGAGUUCGAACCGUCAGCCGGAGGCAGCUCAGAGGACUGCGAUGAUGAUGUCGUACCAUCCAGGCUCCUCCCGCUGCAGGACGAAGCGGGCAGAGGCGCGUCGGCUGACGGGACCCGGACCGAUCCAGUGGUUCUGGUGUUCGUUGAAAGUCAGUAUUCCCAGCUGGGCCAGGACAUCGUGGCCAUGCUGGAAUCUGCCAGAUUCCGGUACCGCACUGAGAUUUCUCCUGGUAAAGGAGACAUGCCUACGCUUACGGAGCGUGACCGGGGACGCUUUGUUCUCAUCGUCUAUGAGAACAUCCUCAAGUACGUCAACAUGGACGCUUGGAACAGGGAGCUGCUGGAUAAAUACUGUGUGGAGUACGGUGUGGGAAUUAUCGGCUUUUUCAAGGCGAAUGAGAACAGUCUCCUAAGUGCCCAGCUGAAGGGUUUUCCUCUGUUUCUGCACUCAAAUUUAGGUCUGAAGGACUGCACUGUUAACCCCAAAUCACCGCUGCUGCGCAUCACUCGUGCCAACGAGGUGGUAAAAGGUCCACUACCCGGAGAUAACUGGACUGUGUUCCAGUCCAACCACUCCACCUACGAGCCGGUACUGUUAGCAAAGACUCAGUCAGCCGACAGUGUGGGACUGCGGGCUGCUUUCCACACUUCUGUGGUCCAGGACCUCGGCCUUCAUGAUGGUAUUCAGCGAGUUCUGUUUGGUCAUGGCCUGACCUUCUGGCUCCACAAGCUUGUGUUUGUGGACGCGGUGACCUUCCUUUCUGCAAAGAGACUCUCACUGUCUCUGGACAGAUAUGUGCUGGUUGAUAUUGAUGAUAUCUUUGUGGGAAAAGAAGGCACCAGAAUGAAGGUGGCUGAUGUAGAGGCACUGGUGGAGACGCAGAACGAGCUGCGGCAGUCAAUCCCAAACUUUACCUUUAAUCUUGGCUUCUCAGGGAAAUUUUACCAUGCAGGUACUGAUGAGGAGGAUCAAGGUGACGACCUGCUGCUAUCCUACGGUAAAGAGUUCUGGUGGUUUCCGCACAUGUGGAGUCACAUGCAGCCUCAUCGCUUUCAUAACCAGAGUGUGUUAGCAGAACAGAUGCUCCUCAACAGACGCUUCGCCGAGGAGCACUCGAUCCCCACUCACCUGGGUUACGCAGUGGCCCCUCAUCACUCAGGCGUCUAUCCUGUUCACGUGCAGCUUUAUGAGGCAUGGAAGAAAAUUUGGGGCAUCCGUGUGACCAGCACUGAGGAGUAUCCUCACCUCAAACCAGCUCGCUACCGCCGGGGGUUUAUACACAGCGGCAUCAGCGUGCUGCCCAGACAGACGUGUGGUUUAUUCACUCACACGAUCUUCUAUAAGGAUUACCCAGGGGGCCCUCAGGAGCUGGACAAGCUGAUCGAUGGAGGGGAACUCUUCCUUACUGUUCUACUCAACCCAAUCAGUAUUUUUAUGACUCAUCUUUCUAAUUACGGCAAUGACUGUUUGGGGCUUUAUACCUUCAAUAAGCUGCUGCGUUUCAUACAAAUGUGGACGCACCUUAAGCUGCAGACGCUGCCCCCUCUCCAGCUGGCACACAAAUAUUUCAGCCUUUUCCCUAAUGACAGAGAGCCACUCUGGCAGAACCCCUGUGAGGAUAAGAGACACAAGGAUAUCUGGUCUAAAGAGAAAACAUGUGAUCGCUUCCCUAAACUUCUAGUAAUUGGGCCACAGAAAACAGGAACAACAGCUCUGUACCUGUUCCUGGGCAUGCACCCUGACCUAACAGGCAACUAUCCCAGCAAAGAGACAUUUGAGGAGAUCCAGUUCUUUAAUGGGCACAACUACCACCGAGGAAUAGACUGGUAUAUGGAGUUUUUUCCUUUUCCAUCCAACACCAGUUCAGAUUUCUACUUUGAGAAGAGCGCUAACUACUUCGACUCUGAAGUAGCUCCGAGCAGAGCAGCAGCUCUUCUACCUAAAGCUAAAAUCAUCACAGUGCUUAUCAAUCCUGCUGAGAGAGCCUACGCCUGGUACCAGCACCAGAGAGCUCAUGAUGACUCUGUGGCUCUGAAAUAUUCUUUCCAUGACGUUAUCACUGCACCCCGUGAUGCUCCUCUGAAGUUACGUGUGUUACAGAGCCGCUGUUUGGGACCGGGACUAUACACAAUUCAUCUGGAACGUUGGCUGACACUAUACCAUUCCAGUCAGAUUAUGGUUAUGGAUGGCCAGAUGCUAAAGACUGCACCAGCAACAGUAAUGGAUAAAGUACAGAAGUUUCUGGGACUGGUGAACACUGUCAAUUACCAUAAGAUCCUGGCAUUUGAUCCUAAAAAAGGGUUCUGGUGCCAGCUCCUGGAGGGAGGAAAGACGAACUGUUUGGGAAAGAGUAAAGGAAAAAGAUACUCGGAUAUGAAAUCGGAGUCGCAGCUCUUUUUGAGAGAUUUCUACAGAGAUCAUAACAUUGAACUUUCUAAGCUCCUGUACAGAAUGGGACAGCCACUUCCCUCAUGGCUCAGAGAUGAACUCCUGAACACCAGGUAGCACUGAACCCUAUACCGGCCUCGUUUGAGAAGGAAAGUCACCAGCUCCACUCAGUGGCAUAAACUACUACGUUAAUACGGGUGAGGAAGUCGACUGCAGUGAAGUGGAAGCUUGGCGAAGAAGUUGGAUUUAUUUCUUGGUGGAUUUCUCCUUUAUAAAUCCUUAAAUCUGCUGGGUUUUUUAAAUGAAACGCCUCUCUACAGCGGUUAAGUGAAACCCCUAUGGGGUGUGUGUGGUUCAGCCCUUUCUGACCCAUUUAAACUAGGAAUGUGGCAUCCUGUGAGCAGGAAUUAGCAUUGAAUUUUCUCACUCGACAGACACUUUAAUUACAGUGGACCGUGAUACAAGAAGUCACAUGAUGUUUUCCUCCUAAAUGAUGCAUUGACUUACAAAAUAAACUGCUGUUUGUUUUUUUUGGUCCCAAACUCAGGACUCCUGUGUUAAGCAAAAAGGACACGGGAGAAAGGCUUCAGAGUGUGAACGUGUGUGUGUGUGUGUGUGUGUGUACAUAUAAGAAAGUGUCGAUUGUUGAAGGUGACACUGAAGUUUUGUACAUUGUAAUUACAGUGUGAUGUUUUUGCAGUAUGAACCCCUUUGCUCAUCAUAAUACUGCAGCAGUGCGCAGCUGCCAUCAACACUACAUGAAUUUGUCAUCAUUAAAAGCCUGAUGUGUACGCUAAUUCUUCUGAAUAAGUAUUAAUAAGCCAGUGAUCUAAUUCCCUUCAACUAAUUCCUUCUUUUUACAUAGUAUAAUGAGUAAUUCAGUAUAAAACCUAACCCAGAACAUUUGCAAAUAACUUUUUUAUGCUGCACAGCACCAGAUUCCUAAGGACCUGGGUUCUAUCCCUGUGUGUUACAUUUUCGGCAUUUAGCAGACACCUUUAUCCAAAGCGACUUACAGUAGUGUGGCAGUACACAGUCUGAGCAAUUGAGGGUUAAGGGCCUUGCUCAUAGGUCCAACAGCAGCAAUCUGGCAGUGGGGCUUGAACCAGCGACCCUCGGAUUACUUGUCCAGUACCUUAACCGCUAGGCUGCAACUGACCGAAGGUAAAUUGCAGAAGGUACGUUUACAUUUACAUUUUUGGCAUUUAGCAGACACCUUUAUCCAAAGCAACUUACAGUAGUGUGACAGUAUACAAUCUGAACAAUUGUGGGAGAGCAAUCAAGGGUCCAACAGCACCAACCUGGCAGUGGUGGGGCUUGAACCAGCGACCCUCUGAUUACUUGUCCAGUACCUUAACUGCUAAGCUGCAAUUGGCUGGAUGUAAAUUGCAGAAGGUAAAUUAGCAACUUAAUUGCCACUUGUUGUGAGUACAUAAGUAAAUACAUAAUUGUGCCAUACUUCUUGAUGGAAUGGUGUCUUGUCCAGGACAUAUUCUUUUUUCUUUGUCUACAGUGUUUCUGGGUACACACCAGGCCCACAACAGCCCUGUAACUAAUCAUUAAUAAUAAAAAAGAACAAUAAUUCCUCAGGUUGUUUCUUAAACUUAAAGGAUUUGAUAUUAAGUGAUAGCACUUGAGAAUAUGGGUUAUUUAUUUAAUGCAUUAUAGUGUGUAUUUAAGUGAUGAAUGCAGCAGAUAUUGGCAAAUUAUUCGCUUAUUAGUGCUUAUUCUUACAUAAUGUAUUACCUGAUUCUCAGUCUAGAAGUGUCUGCUAAAUAUUGAUUAUUAAAACAAGUAU